Messenger RNA from Sitophilus oryzae (rice weevil), 2108 nucleotides. RefSeq lists its product as uncharacterized. The transcript is spliced from 7 exons. Bases 202 to 2052 code for a protein of 616 amino acids. Gene Ontology annotation, molecular function: nucleic acid binding. The record is from RefSeq and is a predicted model, not a curated record. Lineage: Eukaryota; Metazoa; Arthropoda; Insecta; Coleoptera; Curculionidae.
UUUUGACGUUUGACUUAACGAUAACCAUAUUUUUUCAAUACCAAAAUAUUAUAUAUUUUUGUUGUUUGUUGUUUAAAAGAUAUUAAAAAUUUAAAGAUGAUUUUCUUAUAAAAUUCGUUAAAGAUUCAAUAUGUAGAUAAGAUACCUUUAUGAAAUGUUUAUAACAACCUAUAAUAGGUAUGGAAAAUUAUUUAAUUUAAAAUGGAAGAAUUAAAUUCCAAUAAUUUGCCACACGAAACUAGAGAGUGUGAAGAAAAUAUUCAGAAUAAUCCAAUAGCGAAAGAUAAUAGAAAGGGCAAAACGAUUACUGGGUUUGCAAGGGAAAUUAUUAUAAAGGUAGCAGAAAUAUGCGACGAGGAAGCGAAAAAUAAUUAUUGCAAAUACCCGCUAACGGCUCCAACGAAGAGGGCCUCAAUAUAUACAGGCGUAUCUCAAAGAACCAUUCAAAGAAUAAGAAAUGAGAUUAACUCAGAUGAGUCUGUGGCGUAUAAAGGUAGUUCUGAUGAAGAAUCAUUGUACCAUACUAAAAAAAGAACAGGCAAAAAGGGACAAGUCAUUCCUCAUAGCGCCAGAAAUAUUAUAGCCAAAGUUAUUGAGGCUUGCGAUAAAGAGUUUAAGGAUGGCAAAUUUUUUGUGCCUCUACUAUCCAGGAGUAAAAGAACAGCUUUGUAUACAGGUGUGUCUCAAAGAACUGUUCAAAGAAUAAGACAAGAAGAUGAAAAAAGAAACAAGAUAGACCAAAACGAGAUACUAGCCACACCAGGAAAAAAACGAAAACGGACAACAUUCAAUGACAAAAUCGAUGAUUUCGAUUUUCAGUCAAUAAGAAGGCUUAUUGAUUAUCAAAUUUUGAUAGAGAGGGUUAAUUUAACUUGUACGGGACUUCACACAGCGCUGAAAGAGAAAAUAAAAUUUCCCUAUAGCGAGGAUACUUUGUAUAGGUUGUUACAUUUGAAGGGUUUUGAGUGGUAUAAAGGCUUGAAAGGUAAGAAAAUGUUAAUAGAAAAGCCGGAAAUUGUCAAGGAACGUUUGAACUACUUGCAACAGAUCAAAAAUCAUGAAAAAUCUGGAAAAUUCAUUAUAUAUCUGGACGAUAAGUGGAUUGGUGUGGAUCAGAUAGACGAAUACAUAAGUUGUAAUAAAAUUUUUGGUUGUGUCGGUGGAAUUUGUUGUUCUGGUAGACUGGUAAUAUUAAAUGAAUUUUCUGCUAUGGGAUUUGUUAGCAAGGCAAAAAAGUUAUAUAAACCUAAUACAGAUAAUUCAUUUUCAACACCUAAUGUUGAUAGAGUGGAACAAUGGUUGAAAGAAAAAUUCUUUCCAAGCAUUCCUUCAAAUAGUUUAAUCAUAAUGAGUUCAGACUCAAACCAUGAGAGACUCAAAGACAUCCCAAACGAAUACAGCACCAAACCUAACCUCAUAGAGUACCUUAAAAAGAAAAACUUACCAUAUAACUCACACCAGACUUGUUCAGAGUUACUCAGAAUCAUUAAAAAUCAUUUGGAAACAUCACCAGCCAGACAGAGACACAUAGAUGUAAUUAUAGAGCGUUAUGGUCAUGCUGUAUUGAGAUUACCACUGUACAUGUCGGAAUUUAGCCCUAUUGAGCUCGCUUGGGCUGAUAUAAAGCGUUUUGUGAGAGAUAAACAGUCUUCUUCAGGUUAUUCAGGGUUAAAAUCGGUGCAAGAAGUCACUCUGCAAGCUGUUGAGUCGUUUCAAGCUGAAACAUUGCAAGGAUAUGUCGAUCACGUGAUACAAAUAGAGGAUUAUUUUUGUGAGCGACGGAAUUUGAUGCUGGAACAUUAUAAUGUUAGUGAUAUGACCCCAAAAGUGAAUUAUGAGACUGAGAUAAAAACUGUAAACCUUCCUGUUAGUUCUGGUGAUAAUUAUGAUAUUGGUUUGAAUAAAAUAUCUCAUUCCAGUAUGCCAAUAAAUGAAAUAAGUUGUUUGAGUGAUAGUAGAAACGUUGUGAAUAGUACAGACGGUAGUUUUUUAUUGGUACAAAGUGUGGAAGCUGAUGUUAACCAAUCUGGGCCAUCAUAUUUAUGCCUUUAAGUUUUUUUUUUAUUUUUAUAACAUUUGUUACUGUUUAAUAAAGCGUUUUAUUAAAA